Molecule: messenger RNA, 6265 nt
Organism: Thalassophryne amazonica
Lineage: Eukaryota; Metazoa; Chordata; Actinopteri; Batrachoidiformes; Batrachoididae
Product: zinc finger protein Xfin
Exons: 2
Coding region: 408-4904 (1498 amino acids)
Biological process (GO): regulation of transcription by RNA polymerase II
Cellular component (GO): nucleus
Molecular function (GO): RNA polymerase II transcription regulatory region sequence-specific DNA binding; DNA-binding transcription factor activity, RNA polymerase II-specific
Source: RefSeq, a predicted model, not a curated record
GACAGUGUGAGAUGUAAACGACUGAUCUGCUGUGGCGACCCCUAACGGAAGCAGGAACAAGAAGAAGAAGAUGAUGAUGAUUAUUAUAAGACUCCAUUAAUGCUCCACGCCCUAACAGUUGGUGGCGGUUUGCGGUUUGUCAGUUUGCAAACCGCAAAAAAUACUUGAUAGAAGAAGAAGAUUCAUUUCCGUCGCAGAGCACACGCGCAAGAUAGAAAACUGUAGUCAGAUUCUGCCGCUAAAAUUUUCUUUUAGUAUGUACAUAACUUUGUUGGGUUUUCACACUGUAUAGACAGUUGUUUAACGAGAAGCAAGCCUUUAAAUUUUAACAAUUCGUUCUCACUGUGUCGCUAGUUAGCACACCCGCGCCAGUUAGCAUGGAUUAGCGAGCUAAUUGCCGCACCAAGAUGGACGAAGCUGUGGUCGCGGGGAGCAGAGAGGAUGGAGACGAAAACCUACCAGCUGCUGGAGACCAAGAACUCCGAAACAACGACGGCACGACGGAGGAGAAGACUGAGGACGGUGUUGGGAUUUUCUGCUGUCAAGAAUGUGGAGCAACUUUCAGCGUGGAAGCGGCCUUCUUGGAGCAUCGUCAGCAACACCCCAAAGAAUCCUUCAUAGUGGAUUUAAAUGAACACUCGGGAGGUUUAAGUGCCCCAGAAAAAGAUGACAGAAGAACACAUUUUUGCGUUUCCUGUUCACUGUCAUUUGUUGACUCGCGUGAAUUGCAUGCACACAUGGAGAAGAAUCAUGGUCGGUUGUCCCCAAAAGAGUCUGCUGUUCAGAUGGACUCUGGAUUGAGAAAGCAGCACACCUAUGAAUGUUCAGAAUGUGGGAAAUCCUACGCAGUGUUUGGACAUUUUUUGAACCAUCAGCGCUCGCACAAGCAAGCCUCUCAGUCAUUUUUUUGUGACCUUGAACACUUGAAAAAGAAGCAGUUCCAGUGCGAGUCCUGUGGUCGGAAUUAUUCUCGUGCAUCAGCUCUUGAUGCCCACCGCCGUUGUCAUGAGGAAAAGUUGGUAAAGUCGCGAAACAGGAAUUCAGGACAUGUGUUGCACACUGAGGAGUCUCCAGCUGAAAGUAUACAGAGUGAAAACCAGAUUAACUGUACUCCUGGAAAACGCUUUAUGUGUUUAUGUGGUAAAGAUUUCGCAACACUGCCACGCCUGAAAACCCACCAGCGAUUCAGCCGCAACUGUCAGUGCUCGCCAGAGGAGAAAGACAAAGAAAAAACAAAGAAAAUCAUUGAGUUUUGUUGUAGUGAAUGUGAGAAAUCUUUCAGUAGUCAAACUGCUCUUUUAAGCCAUCAGCGGUGGCAUACUGAUCGUGUUGUGAAAAGAUUUCCAUGUGAAGAAUGUGGUAAACUAUUUAUGACUUUGGCGUUCUGCUACAGGCAUCAGCGUAUGGCGCACGGUGAGACCCCAGUAAAGUCUUUCCUUCAUCAAGUGUGUCAGCUUCAGAAAAAGUCCUUUGAAUGUGAGGACUGUGGGCUGAAGUUUUCCAGGGCUUCAGCGCUUCAUUCUCACCAGCUUUGUCACACCGAUGUUUUCAGAGAAACUGAAAAGGAAACCAAGAAACCUGCGGGUAUGCUACCUCAACAGAAGGCUGCGCAUAGAAAAAGUGAAAACACUGAGAGCUCAGAGGCAGAAGUUAUUUUGGCGAGUAUGCCACCUGCCAAGGCUGAAGAGGACUCUUGUGUAACUGACAGUGAUGUUGAUAUGGACUCUUAUGAACCUGGGGAUUUCAACGUACAGGUGAUCAGUGCAAGCGAAUCUGAAGAUGAGUCUCUUCGAGACCAAAAUCCAGAUCUUGAGCUGCUAUGUGAAUCGGAUCAGGAUUUAAGACUCAAUGCAGAAAAGCCAGAGAUGGAUCUAAAAAUUGUACAGAUUGACUUUGAGCAGGCCGAGGACCAGUCCGCUCUGAUGGCCAAAGACGAGCAUAAACUGACCACAGAGAGGCACGACUGUCCAGACUGUGACCGUUGGUUUUCUAGUGCAUCAUCUUUGCGCGCUCAUAGAAUGUGGCAUGAGAGGAGAAAGAACACUCAUGAUCAGCCAUUAGUACUUAACUCUUGUGACAUCUGUACCCAUAAAACCAGUAGUCCUGCAGCACACUGCACUCACAUACUGAAAAACACAGAUGAUAAUUCUGGCAGGAGUUUAUCAAAGGUGCAGGAAGCUGAGAGGGAAAGCUUGAAGCAUAGUUCUCAGUGUCCAGGUUGCAUGAAGUCUUUUUCACAUGCAGCUGACUUGAUUAAACAUAAGAAAAUUUGCUCUGAACAAAAGAGAGAUAAUGUUUCACAAACAAAAAAAGCAUUCAAUCCAAAGAAAAGCCUUCUAGGUCCCAAGAUUUAUCAUUGCGAGCAAUGUGGAAAGGGUUUUUGGUCUUUGGGCGCUUACUCCCACCACAAACAAGACCAGAAUCAGUGUGCAGAUUUAAGACAAAGAAAAGGUUUCACAGCAUCUUCACACCCUAGUGGUCGUUCGCGUUCUGCUCUUAAAGUUGCGUGUCCUGUAUGUGGCAGACACUUCCGUCAUAGGGGCACAAUGAAGUUACAUAUGCGGAAACACGAAAACGUAAGUCACAAAUGCGACGUGUGUAACAAGUCGUUCCGUCUUUAUUCGGGCCUUCUCAAACACAAGGAUGUACAUAUUGAACAUUUACUCCCACCGCCAAUUAAAUCUUUUCAGCAUCAGGUCGAGCAGUUGCAAAAGAAUACAUACAGUUGUGCCAACUGUGGCAAGCUCUUUUCACGGGCUAAAGCACUUCAGUUUCAUAUGAAAAGCCACGGUUGUGAGACUGAAGACUUGCCAUCAUCACCAAAGUCUGCUGUCACGUUGGAUGAUUUCCAGUGUGCUAAAUGCAAUGCACACCUGAACAACAAGUCUGCAUUGCGUGCCCAUCAUAAAGUAUGUAUCAAAAGAGACAGUACAACCACUGAUUGUGUAAAGGGGAGAUCACAAAAUCAGAAAAAAUGUCUCAAGGGUAAUGGUGAUGCUAGCACAGGAGGUACCUCUGAGGAAGCCGUUGUAGAUUCUGAAAUUAAGUAUGAAGUGGGUACAGGAGAGGUAAAGCAAGAAAAUCAAAUGGCUCUGUGCAAUUUGAAAAGUCCAAGUGUGGAUAGUUUGAAAUACAAAUGCAAACAGUGUGACAGGAGUUUUUCAGUAAUUGGAGCUUUGAAUUUUCAUAAAAGAAUUCAUGUUGAGGACCAUGUGGACCAUGUUUCAGUAACCACAUCUAAAUUGCCUCAGACUACAAUUUUAAAGAAUUCAAAACAGGAAAAAGUAGGUAAAGGAUUGUUUCACUGUUUAGAUUGUGGGAGGUGCUUCAUGUCGAACUCAGCCCUUGGUUCUCACAAAAGGUGGCACGCUGAUAAAAAGCGUUUGCUAUCCUCGCGAAAAGAAAAUGAUGUGAAAUCUGUUAGUCCGAAGACUGAGGCUGGACCUUUUCAUUGCAACAAAUGUGGUAAACAAUUUUUUCACCAGUAUGUUUUGCAGCGCCACCAAACCUAUAACCCCAAGUGUCAAAACAAAACUGACUUAGAGCUUGUAUCAGACCAAAGCAGCACCCUCAAAAAUGUGGAGUUUACAUGUCCAGAAUGUAACAAAACAUUUGCACUUGGUUCACAUCUCGCUGUCCACUAUGAAGAUGAGCACGGUAACACUGCAGAGUCCGUGGACCUUCAAGGAGAUGAACUCCAGCUUGCAUCAGUCCAGGAUCCAGAUGAAGCUGUUCUUGUCCGAGGUAGAAGUGACCGGGAUAUAGAUCAAACUGAUGGUUGCUUUGGUCAGACUGACCAGGUUCCUGACCAAACUGAUGGCUGCCACAGAGAGAGUAACACCAUCUCUUCAGAAACAAAAAUCCACCAGUGUCCUUUCUGUUCUAUGACUUUUACUAAAGUCAGAGGGCUCCGUGCUCACAAAUGGCAGGUGCACUCAAUGAGCACAACAGGCAAGAAUAAAGUUAGUUUGACAACAACCGAUUUCAUUACCUCAACUGGUGAAGUCAACAAGCAAGAAGACUUGUCCCCUGAAGAAGCUGCUGCAGUAUCAAAAACAGGUGCAAAAGAAAACAGUGCGGUUGGCAGAGGAAGCAUGGAAACUGCAUCACAGCUCCCACUUGUGAAAUUGGUCUCGCAUCUUGAUUGUGGGGAGCGGUGCACCUCUCCAAAUGCACUCGAUCACAAAGAGACACGUCAGGAGUCUCAACAUGAUGCUAAAACUUCUGAAUCUAUGGUUGUGAUUCCUCCACCACUUGGUCACCUGUCUGAGUAUGUAGUCAGAUGCCUUUUCAAAUGUGAUAACUGUGGUAAAGCUUUCCAAACAGAGGAACAGCUGGGAACUCAUAAAUCUAAGGCAAAGAGUUGGCCGCAUUGUUGCACCUUGUGCUGCCUUGGCUUUUGGACCGAGACUCAACUGCAGCAGCACCUUGCCUGGCAUGAUGAAGUUCGUUAUCGCCUCCCAAACGAGCUUCGAUAUAGACUUAGCGCAGCUAUGACCUCAAAGCUUAAAGCCAAUGUCCACUCUGCUGACAAAGGGAAGUCCUUUCCAUCUUCUACAUAUAAUCAAGCUGUUCUUAACACAGAUGGCCAAUCACAAAGUAACCAAUGCCAACAUUGUGACAAAACCUUUCUUUCACUAACUGCGUUACAAAAACACGAAGCUCAGCACACUAACAGUGACUCGUAUCGUUGCUCUCUUUGCCCCAGGACCUUCAGUGAAAUACAAGACCUCAUUGAUCAUCACCAGGAAUGUAUCGGUGAUUACAAACACCAGAGUGACACACCUGCUGCUGUCUUGUCAAGAGAUACUAAUAACCUUACUUGCCAUGAAUGUGGAAUGACUUUUUGUCAAGAAACUGCUUUACACCAGCACUAUGUUGAACAUGCCCAUGGAGUUUGGUAGACUAAGCAUCUAAAAUACAUUUUCCCUUUUUUUUUUUUUUUUUUUUCUUUUUUCUUUUAAAUUGUUUAUUGCUGUACUACUUGUGUAUGUUGGACUCCAAAUUCUUUGCCCUUUGUUUAGGUUGAACAGGAUAUUGAUAUCAAUAGUUUUUGCAUUUUAGUUUCAAAGAAACUCUGUUCCUUAGCUUAAUUCCUUGUAGUCAGGUCAUCCUUGAAGGCGGCAGCUUGCGUCAGCAGAUUCAUUCUAACUAUGACUGUUGUAAAAUCCUCUGAUAUGUUUUUGAUGGCUCACAUGGAGGGUCAGAAGAAUCAAGGUACCAGUAGAAAGCUUGGCUCAGUGUUGUCAACGUUGUCAUCCAUUUUUGUUGUUGUUUUGUGUAUUUGUAGAAGAAUUGGUGUAAAUACAGUUCCUUUCAGGGCCAUAGUAAUUAUUAAAAAUCAGUUAAAAAAAAAAAAAAAAAAUACCUGGCCUGUUGAAGCCACCAAACAUGUGACUCUUUAGUAUGGAAUACCUGCACAGCUGUUUCACGUAAAUGGUAUGUGUGUUUUUUUUGUCUGUUGCUGUCCCUUUUUAGAGUUGAAACAAAAGCUUUUUGUGUUCAUUUAAACUAUACAAAUGUGCAGUUACGUGAAGUACGCUGCUGAAUUUGGACUGGACACGUACUGUAUGUACAAAUGUUGCAAAACUGUCUCCUUUUAUAAACUUUGGGGAUUUAAUUUGUCCUUGUUAUGAGGUCCACCUUGAAUGUCACUUGAACAUUAUUAAGCAAAAUCCUUAAGGGAUCACUGGGUGAAAUGUGGUGGUUAUGUGUUCCUCAUGUAAAAAUAAAUAAAAUUUAGACACAUUUAUGCAUGUGAAUAUGCUCUGAAAUAGGAAUGUGCUGUUGAAACAUUUGUUACUGCGACAUUAAGACACUGGAAUAAUUUUGCAACCAUGUACUACACACACUUUUUUCCUUGUAUUUUUUGCAAUUACUUGAAAUACCUGAUGUUUUGAGAAAUGAGGCUUGAUGUCAUUUACCAGAAAUAACAGAUGUCAUGCUUUCUUUUAAUGAUAGACCAAAUUUUAUGUGAAUGUAUUAAAAACUGGGUGAUACUGAACAAUAUAGAGCCACUACCAUAAGUGAAUUUCACAAAUAUUUGUAUGUCACAAUGUGUGUACGCUGAUUUGUAAUUUCCGGUAUUGCCUUCCUUUCCUGUUAGAAUGCCAUUUGCUGCUAAAGCUAAUUUGCUAGUAAGUAUUUGAGUUGUUACAUUGCUAACUUAAUUGCCAAAAAUAUCUUUCCACAAGGUAAAAAGUAUACAAGCUUUUGACUACAUGCAUAACUUGCAGUUUUGCAAAGAAUAAACGUUUUUGUGAAA